Molecule: messenger RNA, 4405 nt
Organism: Psylliodes chrysocephalus
Lineage: Eukaryota; Metazoa; Arthropoda; Insecta; Coleoptera; Chrysomelidae
Source: the annotation of a GenBank genome assembly
UGUUUAAUAUUUUUUACAUAUUUGUUUACCAAUAGUUAUGAUUUAUUUUGAAAAUAAAUCCACACGUUGAUAACAUAGAUGGUUGAUAAUCGAAAAGUCCUUCUUUUGACAGGAGAUCGCGGAGUUGCCAAGUGCCAAGUACGCAAAAGAAAAAAUCAGAAAAACAGAUGACAUGUCAAAGUCAAAGUAAUGUCAGACUUGUCAGAGUUUGUCAAAAAUCAGCACAAACGAAUGAAAAAUGAAUAUAAUUAAUUGUUAUUGGCAGAUAAUAAAAUUGAGUCAUAAUAAUAUUAAUUAUAAUUGAGAUAAAAUAAGUAAAUAAUAUUUUAGCAGUGCAUGAUAAAAUGUUUACUACAGCCACCCACCAUAGAAUGAUUUUGUGGGUCUCUGGGUUGUAUUGAUUUUUAUUUUACAGCGCACAAAGGAUAAGUAAACGAAUAACAUUUUAAAACAAUGAAGUUUGUCAAAUAGAACAAAAAUUGAAAAAUGGAACAAAUAAGUGAAACCAGUACAUCCUUUGAGAAUCUCUACCCAGCUUUAACACAAUGUUUCCUUAUAAUAAUAUGCGGUUAUUUUGCUGGACGAAUGAAUUGGAUAUCAGAAACAGAAGCCAAAGGAAUAAAUACUUUUAUAGGAACAUUUUCUUUACCUUCCCUUAUUUUUAUGUCUUUAGCUGAAAUAGAAUUGAAUCAAGUAAAUUGGAUAUUCCUUUUAUCCAUUUUGAUAGCAAAGAGCAUUGUAUUUUUUUCUGUGAUAAUUAUAACCCUAUUGGUUGGAAGGCCAUUAAAAUUAGGACGGGCUGGGAUUUUUGCUAUUUUUUGCACUCAGAGUAAUGAUUUUGCUAUUGGAUAUCCUAUAGUUGCUGCUUUGUAUAAAACAUCUCAUCCAGAGUAUGCAACAUAUCUUUAUCUGAUGGCACCCAUAAGUCUGGCAAUUUUGAACCCCAUAUCAUUCGUAUUGAUGGAAAUUGGGAAAAGAAAAAGGCGUAGAAGUAUGGAGCAAUUGUUAAUAGAUGAUGGGUCAAUAAACAGUACUAUAAGUAUGCACAAGGAGAGAUUUAAAGUGGCAAUAUCUGUGAUCAAGAGUAUUUUUUUUAAUCCUAUUAUAUUUAUGACUAUUUUGGGAAUAUUGGGAAAUAUUGUUUUUAAUCAUGCUGUACCUGUUUAUCUUGGAGGAACUUUAAAGAUUUUGGGGUCAGCCUUUUCUGCCAGUGCCCUAUUUUUACUAGGUUUAAGAAUGGUCGGGAAGGUUCAUAAAUUAACAGGUGCCACAUUGGUUGUACCAGGAAUUCUUAUAAUGGUUAAACUUUUAGUUUUGCCACUAGUUACUAGGGAGGUGAUAAGUGCUUUACAUGCGGGUCACAACGAAUCUGAGACUGUAGAUCUUAGUACAUACGGGUUUUUAUAUGGUACUUUUCCGUCGGCACCAACAGUUUUUGUUUUUUCAACGCAGUAUUCUAUAGAUGUAGAUUUGAUUGCUAGCGCCAUGGUAGUCUGCACUUUCGUUAGUGCUCCUUUGAUGUUUGUUUCUGCCAAAAUGAUCACAAUAACAAACUGCAGUCCCUCCGAAUAUAUCAAACAACUUGAUUCUUUUACAUUAGAUAUCAGUAUUUUAGGUCUUAUAGGUAGUUUAUGGGUGUUGUUAGUUUUUGUUCUCACCAAGAAAAUAUUGAGAAUACCACACAAGAUUACAGCGGCGUUAGUUAUUUCACAGCUUAUAGGUUGUUUAGGUGCCAUUCUAUGGAACACUUUACAUCAAAAAGAAGGUUGGACAGGUUAUAUUCAAUUUUCUCUCUUCAGUAUAGGAGUGUACAGUUCUAGACUGUGGACAAUGAUUUUGGCUGUUACAUUGCUGUUUUUGCAAUGCAGAAGUUUGUGCUUUGUCCUUAAGUUGCAGCCACUUUUUGUUGUAAUUGGAUGGGGGCUGCCCAUAAUUUUCUCAGUGUUACUGUUGGUUUUUGACACUAGUAGCGGAACUACUCCGUUUGAGAAAAGGAAUCCGAAUUUUGUAUAUGGUGCUUCGCAGGCAAUCAUCGCCAUUUCUUUGUUGGUGCUUUGUUUUAUAGUCACUGUUGGUUGCUUAAUCCUCCAUCAAAGAUACCACAGACACUUUACGCGUUACAUGGACCUGUCCAGAGAUAUUGCUUCUGACCAGGAACCCCAGUCUACACCAGAAGCCGAAACUACAGCAGACACGGCGGCAUUAAGUCCUAAUCCUAGCACGAGUUCCGAUAGUGGUGUAAGUAGCGUAAAGACUCCAAAAUGUUGCGGAUUACCUACUAUUGCUGAAGGGUGUUGUGAAGAAAAAGAGAGUCCAGUCGUCGAUAUCGAAGAUAUAUUGGGAGAUUUUGACAAGAAGGGCAGCGAUGGUAGCACAGAAAUUAAGGGAUAUUUGUCUGUCUUAAGCGAAGAUGGUUUAAGUCCUGGAAAUGAUGGUUUAUGCCCUACGAGAUAUGGCUGUGCAGGGCCUAGAAGAGAGAUGUGUCAAGGAGUAGUAAGGCAGUACCAACAACAGAUUGAUGAUGACCUCGAACUUAUCGAAGAAGAACCAGAAUCUCAUGAACCUCAAAUUUUAAGACAUACAGUUUUAUUGAUAUUACUCCUUUGUUCUAUGUUUGUGGGUCUGUCGCUUUCAAUUUGGACUUUAGUAAUGGAACAAAUGUCUGGUAUUUAUAUCGAGCUGUCUUUCCUUGACGCUACUCUGAAUUUUGGCCAAAGCAUAAUCGUUUUUGCCAUAUUCGGUUUAAACACCAAAGAAAUAGUGUUGCCGUUAUUGAAGUACUGGAGAAAAUUGUGGUACGGUGCUAAUACCUUGACUCUACCGUCUUGGCACGAGCUCAGUGCCGAAACGAAACAUAUCUGUGAUCAGUUUGUGACUCACCAUCUACAGAGUUGCCGGCUGGCAAUUGCAACAGAUAAAAGGUGGAGAAUUAAGAUCUAUAAAAACGUUUUUUCCGGCGAGAGAUUCGUAGAUUGGCUUAUAGAGGUCGGUCUUGCUAGAGAUAGAGUAGAAGCUGUUAACUAUGCUAGACAUCUAGUCGAAGGAAAGGUUUUGAGACAUAUAAAUGGCGUUUACCACUUUUAUGACAGGAAUUUGCUAUAUAAUUUUGUUUAAUAUUGUUUCAUUUAAAACAAUAGGCCAGUGUCUUGCAAUCGUAUAACGUUAUGAUACAAAAGUGAUAUUACACUGAUAUUUUUAAAAAAAUAUAUUUUUAAUCCAAUUUGUAGGUACAUCGUGCAUAAGGCGAUUCAGAAUUCUGAAGACAAACUCUUUUGAUUAAAUGAUCAAAAAUGAGGUAGUUGUAAAACGCUUGGUCAUUGAUUUAUAGAUCGUCAAAGAAAGGAUAGUUUUUCUUACAGAUUCAGUAAAAGGGAAUAUUGUUAAACGAAACUUUACCACCAUAAAUGAGCUUAAAAUGGAGAUAGAGUGUAUUAUUUUUCAAUAGAUUCUACCAUUGCCGUUCUCGUACAGUUAUUAGCUUACAUUUUUCCUCUAAACUUUUAACCAAAUGAUUUAUUGAAAAUAUAUUUUUUAAAUUUCUUGGUGUAAGAAAUGAAUCACAUUUGGACUAUGAAAGUGCCUAAUUUUCGAGCCAAAUUGUAGUUAAAUUGCAACGUGUAACUAUUUUAAUCUUUUAUUUUAUAGUCGAAGGAUAUUAGUUUUUUAUUUACAACUAAACAAAGAAUUCAAAAUUGUAUUGACAAUAUUAAGUCAGUUUCAUAGCAGGGUUAGUAAAAUUUUAGCUUGGGGUACUUACCAAUAAUUAUAUUAAUUAUUGUACUGAAUGUAAUCUAUUAAGUUUUUUCAUUGUAUUCUGAAUAAACCUGCAUAGUUAUUGCUAUUAACUAAACAUGUUUCAGCGUAUUUUUUACCAAGUCUGCUAAGCAGUAUAACAUUGGAUAGGUACCAUGUGCCAUUUCUGACAUAUGUUUUUAUGACAUACGAGUAAAAAAUCGCUGCACCAUACAAAUAAUUUAUUUAUAAUUACCAUAAUUAAAGGCAUUGUAUCAAAACGCUAUACAUGUUUUUGUUAGUUGACGCCGCCUAUUUGUUUAUAAAAAAAUGAAUAAGUUGUAAACAGAAUAGUGACUGCACUUUUCCCACACGUCAUUUGUUUAUUUACGCAAACUUACUAAAAUAUGACUAGUGUGUAUUUUAGAGCCACUUUACAGUUCGCAUUACAAGAAAAAUUGCCUCAAUUCGUAUUACACAUCUGCACACAUGCCCUUUCGAUCAGCUGUUGCAAUUGCAGAAACUAUGCAUGCACUGACAGUUUAUUGCAUCUUCAACUCUGAAGUGCGUUCCACAACCACAAAUUUUCGCUCAAAACGUUCAAAACCCUCCAGUGAAGUUAACCGAGUGAUUUAUGAAUCUCGUUCCGAAAACAUUGGUUGAUUUACUCUAG